UCUGUUUUGAAUUAACUGAGCCAAACACAAACAAAAAAAAGUUAAGUGAAAAGUAAUUGCAAAUUGUAGCGCAUAGAAAUGGCAUUGGCAAAUGUACUUUUGCUUAGCCAAAUAGCAGGACAUGUUUUGCUCUUUAUAUUAUCGUUGUGCAUUGUGCUGCCGUUGUGCAUAAACCUUAAUCAAUUUUGUGGACACUGUUUACUCUUCACAACGGGCAAAUGGCGAGAGGAGGACGGCAUGUUUGAUGUUCAUUGGGCAUCGAAUGGAUUUUGCUCUUUCCCACUCGUAACGGGCAUCUUUCUGUUGAUUAUCUCAGUGAUUCAAAUCUACCGCUAUGCACGCAUGAAGGACGAAGAAUCUUUUAUUGCUCUCUUUGUUGACGUUGUGCUUGGCAUAUGGAUGCUGGCUAUGUCCAUUUUAUCGGCCAUUUUCAUUACCCUCGGAUUCAUUGUGUGGUGCGACGGAAUGACCGAACGUUUUCCCUCUUGCGAAACUUCCGCUGGCCAGAAUAUUAUCCGGGGUGAUACGGAAAAGAUUAACACAUCCGGAUUCUACGUUGAAAUGGGCACAACUCAGUUUGGCGCCUGGGGAGCAUUUGCCAUCUCCGUGGGAAUUGGAGUGAUCGCUCUGCUGAAACUGAUACACAAUCAUCAGGUGCGCAACAUCAAGGUGUCCAUGUAUCUGGAACGACAACGUCUGGUUAAUCAACAGCACUUUGAUGGUCGCUCGACUCCUCCAAUCGCUUCGGGCUCCUCCUCUGACAUGGAUCCGAACAAAUAGUUGGUGUGUGCGAGUUCGAGUUCGAAUCCGAGUCCGAGUCAGCAAUUUGUUAUUCUUUAUGUAUUUCUCAUCAUGUGCAUAAUAAUACUAUUAUGUCAUUUAAUAUUUGUUCUCGUAAUUGCGGUUGAAAUGCGGCAGCCAGAAUUAAUUGUUUAGUGCAAUUUCAUUGUUGUACUAUUAUUAAAAAACAAUUAUAUAUUUAUAAGUUAUUUACGUGAUAUUAUGUGUUAUUAAUCGCUGUAUUCCAAUAAAUAAUCAUUUUACAAAAAGAGA
Drosophila innubila is the source of this 1053-nucleotide messenger RNA. Its product is annotated as transmembrane protein 179. The coding region runs from base 79 to 780 and encodes 233 amino acids. The record is from RefSeq and is a predicted model, not a curated record. The transcript has 4 exons. Lineage: Eukaryota; Metazoa; Arthropoda; Insecta; Diptera; Drosophilidae.